Messenger RNA from Acytostelium subglobosum LB1, 810 nucleotides. RefSeq lists its product as hypothetical. Bases 1 to 810 code for a protein of 269 amino acids. The record is from RefSeq and is a predicted model, not a curated record. Gene Ontology annotation, molecular function: protein binding. The transcript has a single exon. NCBI's taxonomy places the organism in Eukaryota, Evosea, Eumycetozoa, Acytosteliales, Acytosteliaceae.
AUGGUCUUUGGUGAUGAAUUGGCCUCAAUAUACUCUCCAUUGUCCGACAAAUGGUCAGUACCCACCCAAGUAACAGUUAAGACGACACUAAACAUGAGGUCAGUUGUGCACGCGCGUGGCAAAGUCUACAUGUUUGGAGGCAAUGAGUAUCCAACCGCAUUCAUCUGGUUCUCGGUGGAAGAUGGUCAAUGGCACAACAAGAUUGAGGACCAACCAAAUUACCAAAUGUCCACCUCAUACUACGAUGGAGACAAAUUGAUCUACAUGGUCACUUGUGCAGACAAGAUUAAUCCAAAGGUGAGCCGAGUGCAGAGCUUCAACAUCGACACACAACAAUUCAACCACAUUGGCGACCUGCCAACAUAUCUAGAAGGGUCGGAUCUUUAUGUAAGAUGCAACCAACUCAUUUUUGUCGAUGGUUGGACCAUCAAUGCUAAUGAGAGAUUAGAGAUUGUCUUCUUCAAUCUGACCACGUUGGUUCACGAGAGAUCGUACCCUCUGCCCUGGACAGUCCGCACAAGUUGCUAUGAUGGCGUGGACACUCUUUAUUUGGUGGCUGACGAUUGUGAAUUCAUCAGCGUAUCAUUGUCAACUGGGCAAUUGAGAGAUUUGGCGCCUUCACCAGUUAAACCCAAUCCUUUCGUUCUCACAUGUGGCCCUCAGCGUGGAGCACUAUAUUAUUGCAAGGGUGCCAAUAAGAACUACCAGUAUUCAAUCAAGUUGAAUCAAUGGAUACAUAUUAGUGAUAGUCCUCUAGGACUGGGUGCUGAAGCCAUAUGUCUUUUGAGCGAUAGGCAAUUUAAAAGAUAA